Messenger RNA from Gilbertella persicaria, 1776 nucleotides. RefSeq lists its product as uncharacterized. NCBI's taxonomy places the organism in Eukaryota, Fungi, Mucoromycota, Mucoromycetes, Mucorales, Choanephoraceae. The transcript has 5 exons. The record is from RefSeq and is a predicted model, not a curated record. The coding region runs from base 1 to 1776 and encodes 591 amino acids.
AUGAGACCAGUACUCUACCCAGUAGCCGAAGAGCUAAUACGAAACAAAAAACAAUUGAAACUCAAAGAAGGCGUGCAAGAACAAAGAAAUACGGGUGAUCCAGCACGAAGAAGAGGUCAAAAAAGAAAAGACACAUUCGAAGAAAAGAGAGCUAAAGCGGACGCAAGAAAACGAAGAAAGGAAUCAGAGGCGGGGCCUUCAUCAAGAGCUAAUACCGUGUAUUGUCCCAAUCACGAAUUCAGCAUAAAAGAGCUUUUAGAGAGAGCAUUUCCUAACUCCCAUCAAAGGUACACACCUUCUUUAACUCUCAAGUUGUUCCUGAGGCAUAAACAAGAAGACCCCAAUAGACUAGAGCGUUACCAGAACAUAAUCGUUAGACAGUCUACUUUCCUUCGUGCUGUCAUCUAUCAGGCGCAAAUAUUUGUUAAUUACUAUUUAUUAGUACACUCAAACAGUGUGGAACAUAUCUCCAAAUAUAUCUUUAAUCAACUCUUUUGCAACAUCAAUAUUCACCAACUCCAAGACUAUUAUCCAUCACUUCUCUACCUCGAGGCAAUUUCCAACCGUUUACAAGAUCUGGAAAAUGUUAAUAUGCUUGUACAAAAAGGUGAAUUGGUGGGCUAUGACCAAAUAGUAUCGUCUGCAUGUGAAAGUUUAGUAACUGCCUACAGUAAUUUCUAUGUUAAAAAUUAUAAAACUUAUGUUGGAAAAUCAGAUAUCCUAUCUGAUUUGCCUGAAGACUUUUUGACUAAAAAUGAGCUUGAUAACGCACCAGACCUUCAACUGUUCUUGAACACCGAAAUCCAGCCCAUUAAAAAUAGAAUACCUUACUUACCCUGUUUAAGGGAGGCAGUGACCACUAACCCGUUGUCAGUUUUGAAUGUGGUGAAAAAUAUACUGCAAUACUAUGAACAAAUACAAGAGACACUGUCAGAAGAGCAACGAGCUCGCUUGUUUUCGCUUUUCCCGAACCCGAGUUCCAAAUUGCGCUUCACUAAAAUUGACCGCGAAAAUAUUGAUGUUCUUUUUCAUGAAGCCAAAAUCCCAAAAGAGAAUAAUGAGAGUCAAUUUUCACUUGCUGCACGACGCUUUUUUGAUUUAUUUGAUUUUACGAAAUUGAAGAUCCACAGCCUACUAGAGUUACAACAAUUUCCAAGACAGAAAGGGAAAAUGUUUCUCAAUAGUUUAUAUACGGAUGGCUAUAACUGUCGUGUCAAUUUCGCGAGAAAUAUACCUCAAGUUCCAAACGAAGAUAAAAUUGUGUUAGAGCUUAGUGACUUUAACCAGGGCGAAAUCGAUGAACACUUCAAUCCUUGUUUCUUGGACCCCAAUAGAAACAGUCCCUAUGUCGCUUAUUAUGGUGAGAAUCAAGUCAGGAAACUGUCUAGCAAAGAGUACUAUUCCAUGUCAGGAUCACCUAACCGAUCAGAAAAAAAAGAUCAGUUGAAGACAAUACAAGGGCUAAAGAAGCUGGAGACAAGAAUCCCCAUCCCAAAAACAUCAAGCGUGAAUAACUAUGAGAUACAUGUAAAUUACGUGAUGACACACCUGCCCAAUUUUUUUGGUUUCUACAGCUUCCGGACGGCCUCAAUCAGAUGGAGAAACUACCUUGGCCGACAAUGUGCCUUAGAUGAAGCUGUUAAUAUUUUGUUAAGUGGUGGCAAAAAGCACAAUCCAGCAAAAAGGAAAAGAACAAAGUCCAACUGGCGAAAAAGAAAGAAAAUGUUCAACAGACGAAAUCCAGGAAUUCCCCACCUCCCAGUUGAUAUAACGUAA